CAACGCCCGGUGACAGCCGGGUGCCUCUCCAGCUAUCCAGUGACCAAAAUAGGAGCGCAUGUCUCAUCUGUCCCAGUGAGGCGCACGCGUGAGAAUCUAUGCCAAUGAAUCACAUCGUUUUACCUUUUUAACGCAAGAAAACGAAUGGUAUCGCUCCUUAUCUUCACAUCAGUUAUAUAAAAUAAAUCAUGUCAGGCAAGGAUCAAGAAUGUUACACCUAUGAAUUCUGUGAUUACUCUCAUUCAUCUGAAGUUCUGGAUGCUCUUCAAGGGUUUUACACCAGUGGCCUAUUCACAGACAUCACUCUCCGCUGUUGUACAGGACAGUUGUUCCAUUGUCACAAGGCUGUGCUGUCAGCUCGUAGCGCCUAUUUUAAGGUAAUGUUCACCUUAGACAUGAAGGAACGUUCACACGGUGUUAUCAAUCUGUUUGGAGUAGACGUUGAGAUUCUGAGCGCUUUGGUAGACUAUAUCUAUACCUCAAAGGUGAGCAUUACGCAAGGCAAUGUGCAAAGUCUCCUUGAAGCAGCUGACCUCCUCCAAUUUAACUCCUUAAAGAAGGCCUGUGAAGAGUUUUUGGUGCGUUUUUUGGACAUUGAUAACUGCCUUGGAAUGCACUCGUUUGCCGAGCUUCACGUUUGUGCGCUGCUAGAGCGUGAGGCGCGGAGGAUCAUGCUCAGCAGAUUUGAGGAGCUGGUGCAUCAAGAAGAGUUUCUGGGACUUGAUCUCAAAAGGCUUACAGCUAUGCUGUCCGUUGAGAACCUAAAUGUGUGGAAGCAGGAGACCCUGAUGGAAGCGGUGGUGAAGUGGGUUACCUCUGACAUAGAUUCUCGAAGAGGUAACGUUCAGGAACUACUGCAGUGCAUCCAACUUGAGGUGGAUAAUAUGUACCUCCAAACAGCUUUAGAAGUGCACAAAGCAUGUAAUGAACGUAAAUUGAAAUUCAUCAUUAUGCAAGCAAUGAACUCCUUUGGAAAUGACUUCACUCUAGCUUGCAAAAAGCUCACAUCAUGCAUGUACAUCAUAGGAGGAUAUUACUGGCACCCACUGUCAGAAAUUCACAUGUGGGAUCCCAUAUCCAACACAUGGCUUCAAAGGAAAGACAUGCCAAACUACACAAGAGAGAGUUACAGCAUCUCACUUCUCCAUCCUAACAUCUACGUGACAGGAGGAUACAGGACACAGACUGUGGAUGCGUUGGACACAGUGUGGAUUUACAACACCGACUCAGAUGACUGGACAGAGGGCCGUCCUAUGAUCAGUGCUAGGUACUAUCACUGCUCUGUGCCUUUACAUGGAUGUAUAUAUGCCAUAGGCGGAUACAGGAAUGGUGCCCCUGCUUCUGACACUGAGUUCUAUGAUCCUUUAAAAAAGAAAUGGUUCCCUGUGGCUGAUAUGAUACAAGGUGUUGGAAAUGCUACUGCAUGUGUGGUGCAAGACAGAAUCUAUGUGACGGGAGGCCACUAUGGUUACAGGGGAAACUGCACCUAUGACAAAAUCCAAACGUACAGAUCUGACAUCAAUGAGUGGAGCAUUACAGCAAUAAGCCCACAUCCAGAGUAUGGGCUUUGCUCAGUGUCACUGAACAACAAACUGUACUUGGUCGGUGGUCAGACCACGAUCACAGACUGCUAUGACCCAGACAAAGACGAAUGGAAGCAGGUGGCCACAAUGAAGGAGAGAAGGAUGGAAUGUGGGGCUGCAGUAAUGAAUGGGUGCAUCUACGUGACUGGCGGCUAUUCCUUCUCGAAGGGCACAUAUUUGCAGAGUAUAGAGCGAUAUGACCCGGAGACUGACUGCUGGGAGGUAGUAGGAAAUCUACCUACUCCCACUCGCUCACAUGGGUGCAUUUGUGUGUUUGCUGUCUAGCAUCAAUAUGCUUCCUAAAAGAUGCAGUGUGCUGUGAAAUACUGAACACAUUUCUGCGAGUUGUCUCGUGUAAUGAUCAGGAGGUUGAUUUAAUACUUAUGCAUUCCUAAAAUGUUUCCAAAAUGUUCUAUACACACACACUUUGUAAUUUAUCAUCUUAUUAAUCAUCUUAUUACUUACACAAGUGAAUGUUGUAACUUGGAGAUAUAUGAAAAUAUCAAGAUGAAGACUGGUGAAUUCAUAUUGUGAAAAACUUGCUAUAUGACUAAGAUUCAAGAUGAAAAGAGCGCAUGAACUAUUAAAUGAGGCUAUGUGAACUUUGUCACUUUUCUUCUAAUCUUGACUUUUGAUAGUGUUGAGAUUUCAUACGGGGGAAAAAAUAUUUAAAUAAUUAAGGCAUAUUUAUUGUUAAAUAAAAUUGUUAAUCUAUAACUCCACUGUUUCUUGUUGACUUACUAUGAACAGCUUUUGACCCUCCUC
This is a messenger RNA of Electrophorus electricus (electric eel), 2348 nucleotides long. It is a transcript of the gene klhl23, whose product is annotated as kelch-like family member 23. The record is from RefSeq and is a predicted model, not a curated record. Gene Ontology annotation, molecular function: protein binding. NCBI's taxonomy places the organism in Eukaryota, Metazoa, Chordata, Actinopteri, Gymnotiformes, Gymnotidae.